Messenger RNA from Rubroshorea leprosula, 901 nucleotides. The record is from the annotation of a GenBank genome assembly. NCBI's taxonomy places the organism in Eukaryota, Viridiplantae, Streptophyta, Magnoliopsida, Malvales, Dipterocarpaceae.
GUUCCCAGAGCUCCAAAAUGGCCAUCUUCACCAAACUCUGCAGAGCCUCUUCGUGCGUCAAGGCCACUUUUCUCCUCCGCCAAGAGAGCUGUAUGAGUAAUGUCCCCGUGAGCAACGUCUACGGCGGGGCGAAGCCCCAGAACCCCAAUCAGAGAUUACUUUAACCCAGUUGCGGCAAAAGCACAAAAAGGCCGAGCCGAUCACCGUCGUCACAGUUUACGACUACCAGUUUCGGUGCACCUCGACACAGCCGGAAUUGAUAUGUCUGCCUCGUUGGCGACUCUGCCUCCAUGGUGGUUCACGGUCACGACACCACACUUCUUAUCUGGCCGGAUGAAAUGCUUGUCCAUUGCCGUGCUUUUGCUCGUGGCAGUUGAUGCGGUAGUAAGGGUGUUGAAGGAAGGAGCAAUGGAUGCUAUCAAAUUGGAAGGAGGGGGAUUCAGGUCUCAAGGGAAAACUGUCUCCAGCGCUGUCAAGGUUGUGGAGACUGCAUUGGCUUUGCAGGAAGCUGGAUGUUUCUCAGUUGUUUUAGAAUGUGUUCCUCCGCCUGUGGCUGCUGCAGCCACAUCUGCCCUUCGGAUUCCAACAAUUGUUGUUGGAGCUGGACCUUUCUGUAGUGGACAGGUACUUGUUUGCCAUGAUCUAUUGGGAAUGCUUCAACAUCCGCGUCAUGCCCAGGUCACACCGAGGUUCUGCAAGCAAAAUGCUCGUGUUGGAGAUGUCAUCAACAAAGCACUUUCCGAACGAGUUUCGAAGAUGGGUUUGGACAAGGCAGCAUCCGCAGCAGCUGAAGCGGCCGAGAUGAUGGAUAAAAAAGAAUCACUUGCAAAAUAACUGAAGAAGAAACCAUACCGGACAUUUGCCCCUUUUAGGGUUGAUCAAAUGAAGUGAUGCUUGGUAG